Messenger RNA from Anopheles merus, 5205 nucleotides. RefSeq names its product erythroid differentiation-related factor 1. The coding region runs from base 1051 to 5043 and encodes 1330 amino acids. The record is from RefSeq and is a predicted model, not a curated record. Gene Ontology annotation, biological process: positive regulation of DNA-templated transcription. Lineage: Eukaryota; Metazoa; Arthropoda; Insecta; Diptera; Culicidae. The transcript has 8 exons.
UUGCCCCCAACAACCCUUAAAAUCCUUUCCCACACUCCCUCUCACACACACAUGGGGCUCCUGAAUCAACAAAUAGUAGUGUACCGACCGCAUGGGUUGGAAAAUUCAUCGAGGAUGCCAUGGAGUGAGGGGACCAUCAUCAGGGAGGCAUAAAAAGAACACAAACGUUGAUUCUAUUUACCGACUCAACACAGCCGGAAUGAAGGUUAAACAACCGAAACAGUAUCGUCCACCGAGAAAGGGGUACAGAGAGAGAGAGAGGGGGUUUUUGGAAGCGUUCGCCGUACAAAUUGGGCUUCGCCGUAGGACGGGCCGGGUGUAAAACAACACACAAAACCCAGCAGCAGAAAGAAAAGCAUACAAUAUUCAACCUCAAACGUUACGUAGCAUAACUUUGAAUAUCUCCCACUGCCCACACCUCCGCCCAUCGUUUACUGCAACAUCGGGUGGAAAUUUCCCAAACGAUAGGCACCUAGACUCAAUGUGCUGGAAAAUUCCAGCCACAUGUGUGGUGGUGGUGGGCGUGCGUGUGAUGUAGCCGCGGCUUGUUGCUUUUCAAGUGGCUACCACCAAUGGUGCUUAUCAUUCGAAACAAAUGCAGAACGGAGUCGUUUUACAAACAAAACACAACUACGGUGACUUCCCCUCUAACGAACAGUGCCAAGCACACGGAGCUGGGCUCAAUAUCAAGUUGCCAGCCAGCUGAAGAACAAGCGAGGCAUCAUAAAUAACGAGAAUGAACAAAACAUACAACAACAAAAAAAUUGCCCAGCUACAAAUACUCCCGCGGUGUACGCUCGUUAGUAUCGAUCGUCGAGGUGUACGUGCGAAUUAUUCGACCAUCCUGUGCCAGUACUGGGACACCUUUUCGUCCUUCUCAGCCAUUUCAUCAACAACACUGUAAACAAUCCAACAAAACAGCCGGUGCUGCUCAGCUGUCAACACAUUGUUUUUCUGGAUCGCUCUCACACAUUCUAGAAACUACACAGCCGCAUACCUCUGGACGAAAUUCGCAACUAAUGCGCCUCUGGCGGUGUGAAAUAACCAGCAAUGGAUGACACGGAAAUUGAACUGUGCCCGCGCAUUAGCACGGUCUCGAAGGACGGGCAUGCGGAUGAUCCCGGCCAGCAGGUGAAAUCGAACGCCAUCGUGCGCUUUUCGAUCGUGCAGAGUACGGUACCGUUCGGUCGGCUCAAGUGCAACACCAAUCUCAACAUGCCACCGUCCAACUGGCUGAGCAAUUCGGCCAACUCCUACGGCUUGGGACAGUUCCUGUCCCACCAGGCCGGUUUCAGCAGCUUCCGGAUGGCGAACAUGUUUCCCGACUGCGUUGGCGGCGUGGACGUGGUGUCGGACUCGGAAAACAUCAAGCGUCUGCUCAAGCUGCCGUACUCGCGCAAAAGCGUCAUCUCGAUGAUUGUGCAUCGCAUCGAAAACACGCUGCUGAUCGACGAGUUUGACGUGGCCAAGUAUCUGCUGCUGCAGGAGGAAGCCGAAUGGCACUGGCUGCGCUCGUUCAUCUACGAAAACAUUCUGAAGAGUCUGAACGACAGCGAGCGGAAGUUGUUCCUGCAUCCCAAAACGCGCGAAGCAUUUCAGCAGAAGUAUCUCACCUCCAAGUUUCUGUACCACAGCUUGCAGACGGGGACGGAACAGGAGGACGCGACCGCAAAAAGUGAACCGCACGAUGUGAUACUGAACAAUUGCGCACCGUACACGCCACUGCCCCACGCCGGACCGCUACUGCCCGAGCCGACGGAGGAGGAGCACUUUCCCGAUGCGCAGCAGAGAAAUCACAUGUUCAAUCGCAACGUGAUCUGGACGUUCGAGGACAUCCGGAUGCUGAUCGGGACGGAUCUGCCCAUCUUUGGUGGAGCGAAUCGUCCGUGCAUAAGCCUACGGCUGCGCGACGAAUCGAAACCGAUCAACGUACUUACCGGCAUCGAUUACUGGCUGGACAAUUUGAUGUCCAACGUGCCGGAGGUGGUCAUGUGCUACCAUCUGGACGGUAUCGUGCAGCGGUACGAGCUGAUCAAGACCGAGGAUCUGCCACGGUUGGAGAAUUCCGAGUUUUCUCCCCAGCUCAUCCGCAACGUGGCCCAGAACAUUCUCGCCUUUCUGAAGGCGAACGUCACCAAGGCGGGCCACACCUACUGGCUGUUUAAGGCGCGCAACGAUGACGUUGUGAAGCUGUACGAUCUGACCACCCUGUGCGAAGCGCACGGCGAGGGCGGAACCGCGGCAGAGGAGGAUGGAACGGCCAAGAAAGGGGAUACGGAGGAAUUGUCCUCUAAGCAACCCGCGCCCACCGGUGCUGCCAAGGUUGGAGAAGAUAACAAUCCCACCAGCCUACCGCCGGGUGGACAGAAUCCUUUCACCGUGCCGGUUGCGAUGUUACUUUACACCGUAGCGAGAAAUAUGAAAAAUUCCGUCGAAAAUGGCACUGUGUCGGCGUCAAAAGCGGGUGCCAUCCGGACGCUGCUGAACAAUUGCAUCACCCUGCUGCCCAAGGAAAAGUAUCCGCAGAUUGUUACGUCCUCACAUUACAUUCUGUCCGAUUUGCAUAUUCCUGCGGACACGGAUCCAUGUUCACCCAAGUUCAACACUACGAUCGACGAGGAUGAAGACGACGAUGUUGGCUAUCUGUGCGGUGAGCGCAAUUCCACGCCCUCGGAAAACGGGCUGGACGAGACGGAGGAUGAAGCGCCAGCGGCUGUGAAGGAGCAGGAAGGGCAGCGGGAACCAACAGGAGGCAGCGUAAAGCUGGAAGCAGCCAUCCAGAGCAUCAAAGAUACGCUCAAAGAGUACAAGGUGGAGGAGCGAUUGGGCAAGCAUCACAACUCCCGUCCGGCGCCACUGCUCUGCAGCACGGCGGAACGGUGCAACAUUGCGCUGCAGCAUAUCGUCGACGGAUUGCAGUGUCUGCAGUAUUUCGACAAUUACGAGGAGCAGAAGCAGCGCGAGAAGGAAAAGGAAGCCGAACGGCAAAAGAUCGUCCACGAGGAGACACACCCAAACAUGGCAAAGUCGGACAAUGCGAUCCCGCUGCCGUACCAACCGCUGCGCCCGGAGCCGUGCCCGGUCGAUCCGGCAAAAAUCAUCCCGAUGGGCUGGAAGGAGGGGUGCGCGGGUGCACAAGAGGAGAAGGAUUCCGAACGGAACGGAAAGGCGGGCAAAAAGCGCUCGAAGCGUAAAGAUGCGGAAAAGCAACGAAAGGGCGGCAGUGGCGGCUCGAACAAGCCGGAUGCCGGUCCCGAUCGUGCGCCGGAAGCGGAUCCGCGGGCGCUUUUGCUGAAGGGACAGAUUGGUGUGAUUAAAUCGUGGAACGUGCACUUAAAGAUACUGCUGUUCGAGAAAGCCUGCCUCGUGUAUGCGACCAUGGCAGAGCAAGAGUACGCACAGCAGCGAUACGGAGCGACCUUGCGCUAUCUAUACUCUGCCAUCCGCUGCCAGCAGGUGGUGACGAAGCACAUCUCGUGCGUAUCCUCCCAGCUUGGCAACUUGCUGGGUCGAGCGGGCGAUUGCUUUUUCCAGCUCGCCAAAGAUUGGGAUCGGAUUGGCGAGCAUUUGGCCCAGUUUGCGGCCCAGCAUCCUCUCGAUCAGCUGAUUAUGGAGGAGCUAGUGAAGGACAUUGGCAGCGAGGUGGAAAACACGCUACCCGUGCCGACGGCAAACAUGGAACAGCUCAUAGUGACCAGCUGCGGCUGCUACGAAACUGCCAUUGCCGUGGCGACCAAGGACGAGGACGAGUUGCGGCGCCGGCUCGGCAGUGUUCGAAACGAGCUCGGCGUCAAGUAUAUGCACUGGGCGCAGGAAGAGUAUCAGAAGUACGUGGAACGCACGGAGGACGGCGCGCUCGAUUCGACGGAACCGUUGUAUCAGCUGUUGACGAAGAAAUCGUACGAUUCGCUGCAGAAAGGCAUCGCGCUGUUUGAGGCCGUCAACGACACGACGAAUCUAGCGUUUCUCCUGUGCAACAUGGGCCGGUUCAUGCGGUUCCGGGCACACAUUCAUCUGGUCGGCGAAAAACCGAACAAUGUGACAGCAAUGAAGAAAUUCUACCACGAAGCAUUUGAAUACUACCAUCGAGCGCUCGGGAUUCUCGGUUCGCGCAAGGAUUAUCCGGACAUGUGGUCGUUGGUUACGUGGGAGCUAUCUACGGCCACGUUCAAUCUGGCCAGGCAGCUGCAGGAUCAUAACGUGAUUGCGGUCGACGGACAGGGAGGUCAAUCGCAGUCACAGGAAGAGGUCGAGCAGGAGGUGGUUGAAAUGCUGCAGCGAGCGUUGAAACUGUGCGAUCAAGACAACAGCGGUCCCAAACAGGUCCUGUACUCCUUCCGUGCUGGUCUCAUUCACCAUCGUAUUGCAUCGUACCACCACAUGUCGUACCGUUCGACGGCCGUUGAACAUCGCCGUAAAACAUCCCUGCGACUCACAAAGCUCCACUACGAAAAGGCUGCCAACAUCUUUGAAAGCCUCUCGGAACCGCAGGAAUAUCUGCAGAUCCAAAUGGAACGCAUCGCGCUGCAGGAGUACCAAUGCGAACAGGCGUCUGCAUCGGUCGCAAAAACGUCCCACCUGCUCGGUGCAUUGUCCCUCUGCAAGCAGGCAUAUCCGCUAAUCGAACACCUUGCCAUCACAAAGCCACACGCCGUCGACGAGCCUCCGACCGGCACGGCGGACAGCGGCGGCAGCAGCAACACCAAUGACGGUAACGCUGGCGGCUACGAGGAGCUGCAGAAGCUGCUGGAGCUGUUUGAAAAGCGACUGCAGGUGAUUUUGCGAACGCUCACGAAGCUGUCGCUUCAAGCGGCCGGCGACCAGAAGGACCCCACGGCCACCCAUUACAAAGCGCUGUUCGCGGUGGCCUUACAGAAAAAACCGGCCCAAGUAGCGGAAGAUGUUCCGCCGCCCAAGGGUGGCGGUGAGGCCGGUGCAGUGAUCAAAGAGUAUGCCUUGCACCUGUCCAACGUUUUGCGGCAGAUAUGUGAUCUCGAUCGCGACCACGAAGCGGUAGCGCGGCGGACAGCAGCGCCGCGAUAAACGCCCGGCGGGCAGGGCGGGUGUCUAAAUUGUUGUGAAUGAAACGCUUCCCGUUACUCGCUUUGUCGCCGCCGCUGUGUUGUGAAGUACGAUUCAUGUUUGCCGUGUUUUUUUACUGAAAUAAACUCCGUACAAUAUCCGUACAACCGCGCACUGUUUUAA